AUGGGCAAACGGACCAGCUCGAGGCUUACCGUGCUGGAGCUAAACGACAAUGAAAUUGUGCACUUCAAUUUCGGGUUCGUCGCCCCUUUCCGGCACCUAGAGCAAAUCUUUUGUAAGGAGAAUCUCAUAGAACGGCUGCGAAACUCGCUGAACUGUGCUGUAACACACAGUUACAAGUGCUUCGCCAGCCUCAGAGUGCUGAACUUUGACUACAAUCUCAUCGCAUCCCUUCCCCGGGGACUGUUCCGAAGUAUGACGGCGCUGGAGGAGUUGACUUUGCGGCACAACUACCUCCAACGCAUUUCUGCCUUCGAAAUCGGACUACCACCUAGACUGAAGCUGCUCGAUCUGGGCGUUAAUUCGAUUGCGCUCUUAAAUCUGAAAGCGCUGAAACAGUUGAAAGUUUUGAUUUUGGAUUUUAAUGAGCUAACAGAACAGAGGAUUGGCGGGAUGCUUCCGAAAUCGCUGGAGGAAUUGGAUGUGCAGUACAACCACAAAACGAAUUGUAGCCUCCUGAAGGAGCUGCCCACGGUAAGGCAACUGGAAAUGAGUGAUGCCAAACUUUUGUGCUAA
Molecule: messenger RNA, 573 nt
Organism: Anopheles aquasalis
Lineage: Eukaryota; Metazoa; Arthropoda; Insecta; Diptera; Culicidae
Product: leucine-rich repeat-containing protein let-4-like
Molecular function (GO): protein binding
Source: RefSeq, a predicted model, not a curated record